AUGCGUGCACUGAUUAUUUUACAAAUAUUCAUUGAUGCAUUCGAGAGCAAGCUAUUAGAUUGCAAACGGCACUAUCACUCCCUACUGCAAAAGCUGAACGGUCAGUUGGCACGUACAGCACGUCAGAAACGGUUUUCUCCAGUGUCUGCUUCGUUGCCCAAUCGGGAUUCAGCUUUUUUUCUGGAUCACCUUAAUGCAAUACGAUUAGCACGAGAAGAGGAACUGAAUCGUACGCUUAGUGAUGCACGCCAGCACGAAUCACAUCAGAAACAGCGUAAACCAUUUGUGCCAAAGAGAAAUAAUACGCCUGAAGAAUGUCGGCGGCUGUCUCAACAAGAAUUAGUCGUGGAAUUGAAGCAAAAAGGAACAUAUAAUCCAGACUUGAUGGCUUGGGAUGCUCUCGGAAUUAUACGCUUUCUGGAUCGUUCUAUCGGUGACCAGUAUGAGAGGCAGUCGAAAAUUCGUCCAAGUGCCGAGGAAACAAUGGAACGUAAUGUGGAGGCGUUGGAGCGUAUACUUUCCGAGCUGAACAUUGAAUGCGAUGUACGUUCGCCUUCAGUGAUUUCGCGGCUGCAAAAUCUAACAUCGUGA
Messenger RNA from Gongylonema pulchrum, 591 nucleotides. The record is from the annotation of a GenBank genome assembly. NCBI's taxonomy places the organism in Eukaryota, Metazoa, Nematoda, Chromadorea, Rhabditida, Gongylonematidae.